This is a messenger RNA of Cornus florida, 1474 nucleotides long. RefSeq names its product WAT1-related protein At1g43650-like. The transcript is spliced from 7 exons. The coding region runs from base 111 to 1175 and encodes 354 amino acids. Lineage: Eukaryota; Viridiplantae; Streptophyta; Magnoliopsida; Cornales; Cornaceae. The record is from RefSeq and is a predicted model, not a curated record. Gene Ontology annotation, cellular component: plasma membrane. Gene Ontology annotation, molecular function: transmembrane transporter activity.
CCCACUUUGACAUUUUAAGAUUGAAAGAAAUAGCAUCUAUAGCUGGGAAAGUGUACCCUAAACUAAAAAAGAUAGACCCUUGAAGGAAGCCAAAUUAUAUACUAGCUAGCAUGAAGAGUUCACUUGGAUUUCCAAUUUCUGCAGACAAAAAUAAGGCUUAUAUUGCAAUUAUCCUUAUACAAUGUAUCAAUGCAGGCACGGCCUUGCUCUCCAAGGCUGCAAUUGUUAGAGGAAUGAAUUCUUAUGUGUUUGUUUUUUAUCAGCAUGCUAUUGCCACACUUGUGUUAGCUCCAUUCGCUUUUUUCCUCGAAAGUAACAGGUCAGCCCCUCUAUCGUACAACUUACUCUGCAAGAUUUUCUUUGCUGCUUUAGUUGGGUUCACUGUCUGUCUUAAUCUCUUCAAUUUCGCUUUAAAUUACACCACCGCAACAUAUGCUUCUGCCAGCAUGAACACAGUUCCGGCCAUUACAUUUAUCAUGGCAGUUUUCUUAAGGAUGGAAAGUAUUUCUCUGAGGCAAUGGCAUGGAAGAGCCAAAGUGUUGGGUUCUAUGAUGGUUCUUUCUGGGGCUGUAGUGUUAAUACUUUUUAAGGGGCCUCCUAUUUAUUCAGGCACCCAGAAAGGAGCUUCAAACGCAUCAAUAAACCAUAUUUCCAGAGGAAACUGGAUAAAAGGCUCUCUAGUCAUGCUCUCAGCCAACAUAACAUGGUCCAUGUGGCUUAUUUUGCAGGCACCCAUUGUGAAGCAAUAUCCAUCCACAUUACGUCUUGCAACUCUACAGUACUUCUUUAGCAGCAUACAAUCAGCAAUAUGGGCGGUUGCGAUGAACAGGACGAUAUCAUCAUGGAAGCUUGGUUGGGAUGUGAAUCUUAUCUCCGUUGUGUUUUGUGGCAUAACUGUCACUGGGAUUGGCAUCUGGUUGCGAGUUUGGAUCAUAAAUAAGAAGGGCCCUGUUUUCGUUGCUAUAUUCACUCCAUUAGCAUUUAUCAUAACAGCUGUCUUUUCUGCAUUCUUCUGGAAUGAGAUUCUUCAUUUGGGAAGUGUUGGUGGAGCUAUAUUAUUGAUUGGGGGCUUCUACGGCAUUUUGUGGGGAAAGUACAAAGAAGGAAAAAAUAAAACAAAUCAACAAAGAUCAAUUGCCAAAGAGGAAACCACGUUGGAGAGCAUCGCUCACUAGUGAUUAAUGAUGGAAUGACAGAAAAUGGCUUUAAUGAUGACACGAAUGCAAUUACUAAUGUAUCUAGAAAGACAGAAGACAUUUCCCAAGAGGGUCACUUUUGUAAUUACGAAACUGUUACCUUGUAACCAUUUGAGGAUUGUUUCCAUUUUUCAUUUUUGAUUUCAUACAAAUCAAAAGCAAUAUUUUUGUUGUAUUGAAAUUUGUUACGAUAGAGAAACUUGUAUGGUAGUUAAAUUUGUUGUACAAUGAUUCAAAGUUUAAAAGAGAGAGUGUUGUUAACUUAGAUGUAACCACCU